Peronospora farinosa is the source of this 1386-nucleotide messenger RNA. The record is from the annotation of a GenBank genome assembly. Lineage: Eukaryota; Oomycota; Peronosporomycetes; Peronosporales; Peronosporaceae.
AUGAUCCUGGACGCGAUUCGGUGGAUGGAUGCGUCGAUAGUGAAUCCUGUUGCGACGCGAUUGGCCGGAUCUGUGGCCAACCCGGCCGUGCUGAGCUUCUUGCUGUGGGAACGACUGAAGACACUGACGCCGCAGCACGCACGUGAUUUGAUGCGGCUACUGUCCACUGCAGUGGCCAAUGCCUUGGAUGUUCUUCGUGCUGAGAGGGGCAAGCAGCUCGGAGUCAGCUCCAAGCAACUGCAGAAGGACUUUCUGCGAGCUGCCAGUAGCCGCAGCGGUCGAGAGGUGGUGUUAAAUAGCGUGGCUACAAUGGCUAAGGUGGCGCAGGCACUCAACACACCCGAGACCAAGGCAGCUACGCAGCAGCUGUUUCAGACGCUGCAGUCCGUGGUGGACUUCUUUGCAAGCUACGAUGGACGACGCAUUAUUUCGAGUACUGGCCAGUGUCUUACUAGUGUUACUGAGGUGACAGCGUCACCUGAAGCCUCCAUUUUCUUGGCGGAACUAGCCACGAACAUCUUGCACACGCUCGAAAGUGAGGCGAAACGGCAACAUUCGAGUAGUGCUAAAGAGGAGGAGGAAGUGAAGGAAAAGAAGGAGGAAGAACAAGACGGGCGAGAACGGGAGGUUGAUCAGGAGCUACCGCGUGAGACGGAGGCGGACCAUGAAAGGGAUCAUAACGAUUCGUACUCACCGGCCUUUUCGAUGGCUGAGACGCGGCGGAGUUUCGACACGGAAUCCAUGCUAUCGUCAGCACCUGAAACUCCUACGAUGGGGAUGUUUGCGCCUCACGCACCGGCACACGGACCUAUGUCGUCGUCAUCUCCCAUGCUACCAGGAUCGCGACAUCAGGCGCUGAUAUCGCCGCUCGCAGAGAAAAGUAAAAGCUACCGCUCGGCACGCAUUGAAAAGGAGGUGUUGCUGAAGUUGGGAGUCGACCCGUCAUUGCUCAGCGAGAUCCAGCGUGUGCUUGAUGUUAUCACAGCUGACGAAGAAAAGAAAGAAUUGGCGGAAUUGCAGCGUCGGCGUGAAGAGGCAGAGAUCUUUUCGAGCUUAGAUGAAGAAAAAACUGACGAUGUCACCCACGGUAACGAAGGAGUGUCGGACCCGACAUCAGAACUGCUUCCUGAAUGGCACGAGGAGCCGCUGCGGGAGGCACUUCGCCGUCGCCACGCCCACGCUGAAGCGUCAACGGAGGAACGAGAUUCUGCACAUCGCCAAGCUUGCGAGAUGGCGGCGGUGCUGGCUCGACGCAAUAUUGAGCAUGGAGACCUCCAACCUGGUGAUAUUGUGGCUUGCCGGAUUAUAGCCCGGAUGAUCGUAUACGGUGCGGGUCUGUCCUUGCUGCUGUCGGGGUACCUGCUCAGUCGGAAGCUCUUUGGUUGA